Molecule: messenger RNA, 6127 nt
Organism: Orcinus orca (killer whale)
Lineage: Eukaryota; Metazoa; Chordata; Mammalia; Artiodactyla; Delphinidae
Gene: ALS2CL
Product: ALS2 C-terminal like
Exons: 26
Coding region: 2676-5684 (1002 amino acids)
Source: RefSeq, a predicted model, not a curated record
UUGGUGGGACUGGGAGCCAGAGGCCUGGGUCUGAGCCCUGUACACGCUCUACAGUUAGUGUUUCUGGGCCCUCCCAUUCCUUUCUGGGCCUCAGUUUCCCCAUAUGUACAUCAUGUGCAGUCUACUACUAAGGAACCUUAGAGCUGGAUGGAGUGAGAGCGUGAGGAAGCCAUGCCCUUAACCAGAGAGGAGUGGGUUGGAGGUGGGACUGGGGUUUGAAAGGGGAGACUCCUGCCGGGUCCCUGUGGUGUUAGGUUCAGCACCUCUUCCUCUUCCCUCGCCAGUGUACACACUCAGGCACACUCACGCCUGGCCUGGCCCCUGCCCUCACACUCUCCUCACUGCCUGCGGGAUGAAGCCCCAGAACUCCCUAGCCUGGGAGCAGAGGCUCUCGGGACCAACCAGACCAGAUGUCUAGCCUCAACUGCAGUCUUCUCCCCACCCGCCGUCUCACCAGCCAUGUUUAACCUCUGGCCUUUCCUCUGGGCAGUGUGACUCGGUUUCCUAGGGUUAGAGAUCCUUUUGGGGCCACAGACCUGGCCAGUCUGUGUUGCCAGUGUUGCCAGUUUGUGUCGGUAAGACUCAUCGUCAGGGGCCCCAGGCUGCACUGAGAGAUAAGGGAGACUGAAGAGCAGGUCCCCAUACCCAGAGGAGCUCCCCUCCACCGGUUUAUGCUUUCUAGGGAGGACUAAGAUAGUUUGAAAAGCUGUGAUUUAGUCAGACCUUCAUUUCACAGAGGAGGUGAUUGAAGCCCAGAGAAGAGCAGGGCUCUGGAUAAGCUGGGGCAUGGCCAGGGCCGAAUAGCUGGGCAGAGGUCAGAAGGGGGUCCUGUGGGAGCUACUGAGGUGUGAGCCAUGGGUCCAGGGUAGGGGAGCUUCUGCCAGCCCCAUGGGGGCAAGGGGAGGAAGCCUAAGGGGGUGAGGAGUGCCCUGGGUGUGGCAUUGGUUGGGGUGGGCCCCAGGUAAGUGUCGGGGAUCUGAUGUGCAAGGCCUCCCAACAGUGAGUUAUCUGCUGCAGGUCCCUAGCUCACCCUGAUCUGGUUCCUAGUCUGUACCUCCCAUCCUGGCUGCACCCUCUCCCCUCCACCUUUAGCUGGUGUCCUCACCUCUCAGCUCAGACCCCGACAGACUGCCAGCUGAGGGUGGAAAGGCCACUUCCCAAAGGGUCUUUCCAUUCCACCAGUUUCUGGAGAUAUGGGUGAGGGUCAGAUGGGCCCAGGCCGCACUUGCUGUACCCCUGACUCCUUGGCUGUGUUGUCCUGGUAUUCUGAGCUGACUUGGAGCAACCCUCCCCCAGUCCUCCACAGGGGGCUGGGGCUGCUGCAGGGGGCCAGCAGAAAGAGAAGCCUGCAGUUGGGUGUCCAGCCAUUUCUCCUUCCUGCUUCUCCCUCCCAAGGCCUCGCCCUCCUGAAGCAACAACAGCAGGAAAGGUGGGGCAGGAAUGUCCUGGGCCUGGGCCCUUGGCCAGAGUUCUGAGGCACUCAUCUCACUCUGCCCCAGAGCCAAUUCUCUGGGAAUUGUAGGCUCUGUCAGGAGCCUGGAAUGCCCUUUGGUGUCUUUGGGGUUGGGUGGGGAGGGAUGAGACCCCUUCUCAUUUGAUCCUUUAGGUCUGUCUGUAUCUUCUCAUAUUAUGUCUACAGCCCCACCGAGGUCAACCAACUCAGAGCCUCAAAGUGUCAGAGUCGGAGAGAGGCCGAGUCUGAGGGUCUGGGGUUAAAAGACUCUCUAAUUCUCAACCCUGAGACGUACAGUCACGUAAUCUGGGCAGAUGACCUCCUUUGCCAGGUCUGGUAGGAGAGGGCUGUGUCUGAUUGGAGGAUGCAGCCUGGCUAUGGGGAUGGGUUCGAACCCAGGCCCCUUGCUCCCCCUCCCUCCAGUCAGGAGGCUGCGUUCUCAGGUGAUCCUGCUUUCUUGGAGGGUCCCGCUCUCCAGGGAAGGAGGUCCAAAGACCUGCCCACCCCCAUGGCCCCCACCUCUGGAGUAGAACCCGUCCUGCAGCUUGCAGGGGGGCAUGAAGUGUCUGGCUCCUGCCCACACUCACCUUACCCUCUCAUGGCUUGGAAUCAUCUCCUCUGAAACUGUCACCAAGUCCAUGUCCCCAAGUCUGACUUUGAAUCCCAUCACUCCCCCACUCUGAGGCCCUCCAUGGCUCCUCUAUUAGCCACUUAGGGAGCUCUUGGUGGGCCACCUGCAGAGCCUGGGCCUUCAUGCCCAUGAGCCUUUGCUCAUGGUUCCCCUACCUGCAUGCCUUGUCCUCCUCUCUGCCUCUUUAUUUCUUGCCCAUCCUUCAUGGCUCCAGCAGGAUAUUUCCCACUUCUCCCAGACCCCUCCUACAUAGCCCUGUUGGGUGACAGGGAGUCCUGAGCCAUGGCCUUGAGAUAAAGGCUGUGCUCCUCCGAGAGUAUGUCCGUGUUUCCAGAGAGUCAGUGGAGAGAGGACUAGGUCGGAGCACUACUAGAUGUUACUCUGAGCCCUUGGGAGCCAUGGUGGGUGUUUGAGCAGAGGAAUGAGCAGGCCAGAGGGCUUAAGGAGCGUCUGCCUUUUGGGUAAAAAAUAGAUGCUUCCCUUGGCAGUUCUGAGUCCUCUUUCCCACUCCUUCAGGCUCCCCUCAGCUGGGCCCAAGUGGAGCAUGAGCAGGGGUCACUGGCCAAUUCAGAAACUCCCCUUUGGGGUGACAUGGGCUCCUUGCUCAGUUCUGAGGUAGGGUGGUCAUGGGCCUUUUGGGCAUAUAGCCUGAGAGGGCACCCUGCUCCCAUGGCUGCUAUUUGCUCUAAUUUUGCUUGGUUCUCAGGCCCUGAGUCUGGCACCCUGGCCAUGUGCAGCCCUCAGGAGGCAGCCCUGCUGCGGCUGGAGGAGGUCUUCUCAGCCACACUCGCACGCAUCAACAGCUUUGUCCUCCAGCCCCUUCUGGAGGCCGCUCCAGAGCCCUCAGAUCCCUGGGGCAGAGAGUGCCUACAGCUCCUGCAGCAGCUGCACAGGAGCUCCCAGCAGCUGUGGGAGGUGACGGAGGAAAGCCUGCACUCACUGCAGGAGAGGCUGCGCCACCCGGACUCCAUCAGUCUGGAAUCCCUGCUGCUGCUGCACAGCGCUGACCGUGUCUUGCAAGUCCACCUGGAGUACAUCGAGUCCUACACAAGCUGUGUGGCAGUGCAGGCCUUUCAGAAGGCAGUAAAGAGGAGGAGCGAGUACUGGCAGGGCCAGCGGAAGGCGCUGCGGCAGUUCCUGUCGGGCAUGAGCUCAGAGGGCUCGGUGGGCACAGCGCUGGUCCAGGCUCUCCGCCAGCCACUCACCCAUCAUGUGCAGCAGUGCGUGCUCCUCCUGCUGAGCCUCAGGGACACUGUCGGGGAGAGUCACCCCACCCGGGAGCUGUUGGUGCAUGCAGCCACCGUCUUUGGGAACUUGCAGUCCUUCAUGAGGCAGGAGCUGGACCAGGCCAUGGCCACGCAGGCCCUCUGGCACACUCUGAGCAGCCGGCUGCGGGAUGUGCUCUGUACCCCCGCUCACCGACUCUUGCAAGACAGCCAGGACAUACCUGUGACGGUCACCCCGCUGAGGGCAGAGCGUGUGCUGCUCUUUGAUGAUGCCCUUGUCCUGCUACAGGGCCACAGUGUCCACACCUUUGAUCUGAAGCUGGUGUGGGUGGAACCUGGGCAGGACGGGUGCAUGUUUCACCUCCUCACGCCUGAGGAAGAGUUCUCCUUGUGCUCCAAGGACCCACAGGGCCGGGUGGCCUGGCAGUGGAAGGUCACCCAGGCUGUGUGCCAGACCUUGCGUGGGAAGAAGGACUUCCCGGUGCUGGGGGCGGGCCUGGAGCCUUCUGAACCCCCCACCUGCCGCUGUGGAGCAUACACCUUCCGUGCGGAGGGCCGCUUCAGCCAGGCCACCUAUGAGGGCGAGUGGUACGGUGGCAGGCCCCAUGGCAAGGGAACCCUGAAGUGGCCAGACGGGCGGAAUCACGUGGGGGAUUUCUGCCAGGGCCUGGAGCACGGCUUUGGCAUCCGCCUGGUGCCCCAGGCCUCCGAGGAUAAGUUUGACUGUUACAAGUGCCACUGGCAGGAAGGCAGCAUGUGCGGCUAUGGCAUCUGUGAGUACAGCACCAGCGAGGUGUACAAGGGCUACUUUCAGGAAGGCCUGCGGCAUGGAUUUGGGGUCCUUGAGAGCACCCCGCAGACCCCUCAGCCCUGCAGGUACACGGGCCACUGGGAGAGGGGCCAGAGGAGUGGCUAUGGCGUCCAGGACGACGGCGACAGGGGUGAGCGCUAUAUUGGCAUGUGGCAGGCUGACCAGCGCCAUGGCCCAGGGGUCGUGGUCACUCAGGCGGGUGUCUGCUACCAGGGGACCUUCCAGGCAGACAAGAUGGUGGGCCCAGGGAUCCUUCUCUCUGAAGAUGACUCCUUGUAUGAGGGCACCUUCGCCAGGGACCUGACCUUCGUGGGGAAGGGCAAGGUCACCUUCCCUAAUGGCUUCACCCUGGAGGGCUCUUUUGGCAGUGGGGCAGGGAGAGGACUGCAUACCCAGGGUGUGCUGGACACAGCUGCUCUCCCUCCAGAUCCAGGCAGCACCCGCAAGAGGCAGCUGGGCCUGGGCGUCUUCCCCGUGGAGAGCCGCUGGCAGGGCGUCUAUGGCCCCUUCCAGGACUUUGUUCAAGCCGGCUGCCCUGGAGACCUGCAGGAGGCCCUGCUGGGCUUCCACGUGCAGAGCUCAAGGGAGCUGCGCAAGUCCCAGGAGUACCUGUGCUGCGAGAGGACCCACCCCGAGGACCACGGAGGCAGAAUGGAGGACAUCCUGGAGGAGCUGCUGCAGCACCGGGCGCCCGAGGCCCUGCAGCAGUGCCUCAGGAAGGCCCUGAGCAACUCUCUGCAUCCCCUGGGAAAGCUUCUCCGGACUCUGAUGCUGACCUUCCAGGCCACAUACUCAGGCAUUGGGGCCAACAAGCACCUGCAGGGGCUGGCGCAGGAGGAGGUGAAGCAGCACGCCCAGGAACUCUGGGCCGCCUACAGGGGUCUGCUGCAGGUUGCCUUACAGUGCAAGGGCCAGGUCCCAGAGGAAGAUCAAGAUGCAGAGACAAGGGACCUGCAGGUGCACAGAUUGAUGCUACCCCUUGUCCUGCCCAGCUUCUACUCGGAGCUCUUCACUCUCUACCUGCUUCUUCAUGAGAGGGAGGACAGCCUCUACAGCCAGGGCAUUGCCAACCUUAGCCUCUUCCCCGACACCAAGCUGCUUGAGUUCCUGGAUGUACAGAAGCACCUGUGGCCCCUCAAGGACCUCACGCUGACGACCAAUCAGCCUCCUGGAGAGCAUUUACCCCACUUUACAAGAUACUCCCUAGUCAGAGACAAGUGCUUCCUGUCAGCCACGGAAUGUCUGCAGAAGAUGAUCACCACGGUGGACCCCCGGGAGAAGCUGGAGGUGCUGGAGAGGACAUACGGGGAAAUUGAGGCCACUGUGUCGCGGAUGCUCGGCCAGGAGCACAAGCUGCCCAUGGACGACCUGCUGCCGCUGCUCAUCUACGUGGUGUCGCGUGCCCAAAUCCAGCACCUGGGAGCCGAGAUCCACCUGAUCCGUGAUAUGAUGGCCCCUAUCCACACAGGAGGCCUGUAUGACUUCUUGCUCACGGCCCUGGAGUCCUGUUACGAGCACAUCCAGAAGGAGGACAUGAGGCUGCAUCGCUUGCCCAGCCGCUAGAACUCCAGGGAGCCGUGGUAGCUCAGCUUCUCCUGGACAAACUGCAGAGCUGAGAGGGGCCGCCGUGGAAUUCCCGUGGAGUGAGCGUGGCCCACUCUGGCCCUUGUGGCCCACAGGACAGAAGGCAGGAUGAGCCCUGGAGGUGGCUCUUGGGGGAGAUGAGCGUUUAAUUUCUCGCAGGGAGAUGCUGCUGCUGUCCUGACUGGGAGGAGGGUGAGGGUGAUGGGUGUGGCCCCAGAGCUGGUGGUUUCCCCUCCCCCUGCCACUCUCUAGGCCAGCCUUGGAUGACCUUCUUGACCAGCAGCAGCUCAUGGACUGGGGGCAAGGAGCUCCUGGCCUCUCCUUGCCUCAUCCUUGCCUCCAAGUUAUUGAGCCUCUCUGGGCCUCAGUGUUGCCAUCUGUAAAAUGGUGGACUACAUGGUCUGUAAAGGGCCUUCCAUCCA